AUGAACAAGCUGCAAGGCCAGCCCGACAGCUACGAUAAGAAAGCCAAGUACCGUUUUGGAAAGACGCUGGGAGCGGGCACAUAUGGGAUCGUUCGGGAGGCUGAAGUCGGUGGAGACAAGGUCGCAAUCAAGAUUAUCCUCAAAAAGAGUGUCAAGGGCAACGAGCAGAUGGUAUACGACGAGUUGCAGAUGCUGCAGACCCUCAGCCACCCUCACAUCGUUCGGUUCGUGGAUUGGUUUGAAUCAAGAGACAAAUUCUACAUUGUGACCCAACUAGCUACUGGCGGAGAGCUGUUUGAUCGCAUUUGUGACAAGGGCAAGUUUACGGAGAAGGACGCCUCGCAGACCAUUAGGCAGGUCCUUGAGGCGGUCGACUAUCUUCACGAACGAAACAUUGUCCACCGAGAUCUCAAGCCAGAAAACCUUCUGUACCUCACCAAAGAUCCAAACUCUCAGCUUGUUCUUGCCGACUUUGGCAUCGCCAAAACAUUGGAAGGCCCAGGCGCUGUCCUGACCUCAAUGGCGGGAUCUUUCGGCUACGCGGCCCCUGAAGUUAUGCUCAAGCAAGGUCAUGGCAAGGCUGUUGACAUGUGGUCACUGGGAGUGAUCACUUAUACUUUGCUUUGCGGCUAUUCACCUUUCCGUUCCGAGAACCUGGCAGAUCUCGUGGAUGAAUGCAAGAGCGGUCGAAUCAUCUUCCACGAGCGCUACUGGAAGGAUGUCAGCAAGGAUGCCAAAGAAUUCAUCUUAUCGCUAUUGCAGCCAGAACCCAAGCGACGGGCGACGAGUAAAGAAGCACUCAAACAUAUCUGGUUGACUGGUGAAACGGCUUCAGAUCAUGAUCUCUUGCCAGAAAUCAGAUCCUACUUGGCAAAGAUGAAGUUGAAGCGCGGUAUCGAGCUUGUCAAACUGGCCAACCGAAUCGACGCCCUCAAGAUGCAGGACGAAGAAGAACCCGGCUCGCCCGACGCAAACGAUAUACCUGCCAACGCACAAAAUGCUGCUGGGUUGGCGGUCAAGAAUCAAGCCAGGGGAGUUUCUCCUGGACGGGGUCUUGCCACGAAUGAAACAGGAGAGAGGAGACCACUGAGCAAUGCUGCAAAGAGUGCAAUCUUCCGAGAAGUGGUUCUGGCGAAAGUCAGAGAGAUGAAGGACAAGGAAAAGACGGAUAAGCUGGUUGCAGAUAUCACCAAGGAGCAUGAGAGGAGAAAGAGUUUCUCCGGUACAAGGUAG
Messenger RNA from Fonsecaea multimorphosa CBS 102226, 1233 nucleotides. Its product is annotated as calcium/calmodulin-dependent protein kinase. The record is from RefSeq and is a predicted model, not a curated record. Gene Ontology annotation, biological process: cellular response to oxidative stress; protein phosphorylation. Gene Ontology annotation, molecular function: calcium/calmodulin-dependent protein kinase activity; ATP binding. NCBI's taxonomy places the organism in Eukaryota, Fungi, Ascomycota, Eurotiomycetes, Chaetothyriales, Herpotrichiellaceae. The transcript is spliced from 3 exons. Bases 1 to 1233 code for a protein of 410 amino acids.